UUGUGAGAACGAUGUGGAUUUGGGUUCAGAAAAUGAUGUUUAUUGAAGCUGGAUAAUGAGGGGAAGCCCUGCUCUGAGACGCCUCACUGAGUUGGACAAUUUGCAGAAGCGAGACCUCCCACCGACUGCUCCUCACCUCAAAAACUAUUGUCUCUUAUGUUUAAAGGGAAACAGGUACUGUAUGUUUCUAGGAGUAGAGACAGCGAAAGGAGGAAGCAGCUCUAACUGCUUUGUUUAAGAAAAUAAUGUUUUCGGAGGAUUACUCCUCAGCAGAGCCAUCUGUAACUGAACUGUAAAGGAAGAGAUCAUGAGGACGGAUCAGCUCUGGACUGCACUGAGUCUGUCCAUCUGGGCCAUCCUCUUCCUCACCACAAAGGCUGACAAUGAGGACUGCAUUGUAUUACAAGUGCGAAGACACACAAAUCAUGAAGUGGUUUCUGGACAGAAAUUCAGGAUUGACUGUCCAGUUCUAUUCUGCAACAAUCCACCACCAAGGGUCACCUGGUAUAAAAUAGAGGGCGAUCGUGACCGUCUCAUCAUCAACAGCAGCAAUCGCAUUAGAACAGGAUGGGAGGAGAUCAAGCCUCUGGAAGGAGUUUCAUUCCUUAUUUUUCAAAAGAUCCAAAAAAAUGACUCUGGAAGAUAUGGAUGUAAAACUGAAGGCAGUGUUAGUCAUAUCAUCAAUAUCACAGUUAUUGAUGAAACUGAGGUCACUAACAAGACAAACAAAGCAAUAAACAACGACACAAAUGAAGAUCCCCAAACUGAACCAAAAGAUAUUUUCUGGAUGUACGUGUACUCCGCUGCUGGCAUUGGUGCAUUUGUCAUCAUAGUAAUUAUUAUUUCCAUUAUAUGCAUGCAAGGAUGUAAAAGGAAAUCAAGGGAAGAGCAAAAAAUGGAAAAUCAGUACAUUGAGAUCCCUUUGGCUGGGCAAGCCGUCCAUGAUGGGGUUCGAUAUUCACCAAGAGGAAGCCCCAACCUGCCGCCAUCUAGAAGAGCCAGUGAGAGAAAGCUACCAGGACAACCUGCAGAGCUGACGACAUCUAGAGAAAAUGAGCCGCUUCCCGGUCCAAGGAUGAAUGAGAGAAACAGACAGAGGAAUGUAACGCAAGAGCAGGAACCCAGCUCUGUUGUCUAUGCUGCUCUCAACCACGGGCCGACACAAAGAGAAGCACCCCGGCCACAGAUGCAAAUAGAGGAGACAGAGUAUGCAGCGAUACGACUGCCAUAAUGACUGAAUGUCUGUUGGAUUAAAUCACACUAGAGGACCAAGAUUCUUUAAAGGAGUACAGCAGGGAUCCAUGAUUCUGGAAACAGACAAUUCAAAUCAUGGCCCCCAUUAAAGUUUGGAAACACUGAUCUUUUUCACAAUAAAAUAUGUUAAAGGACUUGCUAAAACACACACGCAAAAAGGAUGAUCUGAAUCAAAGACUGAAGGUUUGUGGUUUCUACUGCUUUUCUCUUUGGGGUGGAAAAUGUUCCUGCUGAAACCCCGAUAAGUGCCUCAACGUCACUGCAAACUACUGACUAAAAAGCACGUUUCUCAUUCUUCAAAGGUUAAACCGAACGGAAACGUAACUGUAUUUUUAAUGAUUGUUAAUUCAACAGAUGUGUCAUUUUCAUCAGCCUGCAUUUUUUUUUCUUCCUGUCUUCUGUAUUUGGUGCUAAAAUACAAGAACUAUGCAGCAAUGACUCAAUGAGGGGCCGUCUGAGAUGAAUAAGUAGGUUAUCCCACCACUUUGGUUAGAAAAACAGUGCAAGAGUCCUGAGAAGAUGCUUCAAAGAACCACAACUAAGGUGUUCAGCCAGCUAGAACCUAACAAUCUAAAUUUAUUUUUACCUAGAUGGUAGUGAAAUAAUUAAGAACUAAAAGAGCUAACAGCCUUUUUAAAAGUAACUUCUGAGCUGUCUAAAGAUUGUUUUAUUUUUUUCCUCCAAUGGUUUAAUACCUAAAAUAAAGUGUGCUAAUUUUGUUAUCACCAUGUAGCAAACAUAAAGCUAAAAGAUGCUAAACAACAACAAAAAUUUAAUUCUUUGUUUAUUUAUUUUUUUUUUUUAUAAAUAG
Molecule: messenger RNA, 2065 nt
Organism: Cyprinodon tularosa
Lineage: Eukaryota; Metazoa; Chordata; Actinopteri; Cyprinodontiformes; Cyprinodontidae
Product: B- and T-lymphocyte attenuator-like
Exons: 6
Coding region: 308-1231 (307 amino acids)
Biological process (GO): immune response-regulating cell surface receptor signaling pathway
Cellular component (GO): plasma membrane
Molecular function (GO): signaling receptor activity
Source: RefSeq, a predicted model, not a curated record